Molecule: messenger RNA, 7926 nt
Organism: Prinia subflava (tawny-flanked prinia)
Lineage: Eukaryota; Metazoa; Chordata; Aves; Passeriformes; Cisticolidae
Product: complement receptor type 1-like
Exons: 47
Coding region: 247-7911 (2554 amino acids)
Source: RefSeq, a predicted model, not a curated record
CAGUGCUCCCUGCCAGCCUCGGCACAGACAGGAGCCUGGUGGGACAGGAGGGCAGGAGGCUCUCCCCGAGCCCGUGAGUGUCACUUGUCCCCACCCCGGCUGCUCCCCGCGCUCCUGACGGGGAUUUCAGCUCCGUGGGUGUCCUGGGCAGGUUUCCACGGCUCCAGAGGCUUGGUGGAGCCUGCAGUGCAUCCCCUCCCAGCACGCAGCCCUUGCAGGCAGCGGGGCUCCACACAGGGCUCUGCAAUGGAGGCUGCAGCACCAGCACGGGGGGCACCCCCGGACCCCCCGAGCUGCGGGGCGCCCUCGGAGCACCCCGUGCUGCUCCUGGCCCUGCUGGGGCUCCUCAGCCUUCCUGUGGCUCGUGGUGACUGUGGGCCCCCUCCUGCCAUGACCCACUCCAGGCCCUCCAGCAGCUCCAGCAGCUUCCCGGUGGGCUCCAGGGUCACCUUCACCUGCGCGGAGGGCGCCCGCCGCAUCCCGGGGCUGCCCGACACCGUGGAGUGCCUGCCCGGAGACAUCUGGUCCCGCCUGCCCGAGCCCUGCGGCCGGAGCUGCGCCGCCCCGGCCAGGCUCAGGUUUGCUGCCCUGUCCAAGGAGGACGAGAGGAGGAAUUUCUUCCCCGUGGGCAUCAGGGUGAGCUACACCUGCCGGCCGGGCUACGAGAACACCUCGGAGAGUUCCCCCUCCAGCACCUGCCUCCAGAACCUGACGUGGUCGCAGCCCGCCGAGCUGUGCAGGAGGAGGUCCUGCCGUGCCCCGGGAGCGCUGCCCGGGGGGAGGACGGGGCCUGUGCCAGACCUGCAGCUGGGAGCUCGGGUGGAGGUGUCCUGUGAGGAUGGGUACAAAUUAGUCGGGAAUAAUUUCAUCCGGUGCCAGCUGAUAGGAAACGAUGUGGAAUGGAGCAAACUUCCAACCUGUGAAUUGAUUACCUGCUCUGCACCUCCUGCCAUCAGCCACGGCAGACACGACGGGGAAGGCGUUGAGGUUUUUGGUUAUAACUCCACGGUGUCCUACAGCUGUGAGCCCAACUUCCAGCUGGUGGGGAACCGGAGCAUCCACUGCACCAGCAGGGACAAAACCAGCGGGGUCUGGAGUGGAGCCGUGCCCGAGUGCAGAGAGAAAAGCUCGGCUGUCACCCUUGGAGCACCCGGCACGGAGGGCAGAGCUCCUCCCAAACGUCCCCAGGGAAACAGAAUCCAGCCCCCUCGGAAGGGUCUCGCGUGGGAGAUGAAGCUGAGCCUCCACAAAAAGGCUCCCCAAAGCAGCAUCUCCUCCUCCCAGCCCUCCUCCUCCUCCUCCUCCUCCUUCUCCUCCUCCUCCUCCAGGAGGCCGGUGAGCAGGAACUGGGCUGCCUCCAAGUUCGGGUUUGUUCUGCCUUUGUACAAAUCCCCCAAAUCUUAUCCUGGGACCAGCAGAGGAUCCAUGUGUCCUGCUAAGUACAUGGGGAUCCUUCCCCCACCUGGCUGCGUUCAGAAGUUAAAACGGCCCAAAUUUGAAUCAUUUUGUGGAAGAGCUGAGGCGGAGUUUCUGCGGGAAUCCCGGGGCAGUUCCAGCAGUUCCAGCGCUGUUUUCGCCGCGGGUUCUGCCGGGCGCUGCCGCUGUCCCGGCCCGGGGCGGGCGGGGUGGUGGGGCCCGAUAACGCUGGGCGUCGCUAUCGGGGGGCUCAGCCGCUAUCGGGGGGCUCGGGGCCUCUAUCGGGGGGCUCGGGGCCUCUAUCGGGGGGCUCGGGGCCGCUAUCGGGGGCUCAGCCGCUAUCGGGGGCUCAGCCGCUAUCGGGGGCUCAGCCGGUGCUUCCUCCGUUCCUGGGGCACAACGGGGCAGCGAAUGUGGGGCAGGGCAGGGGCUCAGCUGCCCGGGAGGGGCUGCGGGGGCUCCGUGGAGCUCGGACCGGCCCUGCGGGAGCGGCUGCGCUGCCCGGGCAGUGCCGGGGGAGCCGCGAUGGGCUGCGGCCGCUGCUGCUCGCUCCUGCUGCUGCUGCUGCUGGUGCUGCUGGUGCUGCCCGCGGCGUGGGGGGACUGCGGGCCGCUGCCGAACAUCAGCCACGCCGAGCCCCAGGGGGACACCAAAGCCCAGCAGAGCUUCACUGUGGGCGCCAGGGUGACCUUCAGCUGCAUCCCGGGGUACACCCGGCGCCCCUUUUUCUCCGACACCAUCCAGUGCCUGCCCAACUCCCGCUGGUCCAGCCUGCCCGACUUCUGCGGCCGCAGCUGUCCCAGACCGCCCUCGGUGCCGUUUGCUGCCAUAUCAGCAGAGGAUCAAAGGCAGAACUUUUAUGCCGUUAACACCACGGUGAGGUACGUUUGUCGCCAGGGUUUUGAGAACACCACAGACCAGCCCCCCACCAGCACCUGUUUGGACAACUUAACGUGGACAGGAGUUCCUAGACUGUGCCAGAAGAAAUCUUGUGGUAUUCCAGCCAAUCCAGAACACGGCCAAGUUACUGUAAAAGAUCAUCUGCUGGGAGGAACAGCCACAGUGGUUUGUGACCAUGGGUACACAUUAAAGGGAGCGUCACCCUCCAUCAAGUGCUCCUUCCAGGGAGGCAAAGCUGUCUGGACUCCCCUUCCUGCUUGUCAGGUGAUCUCCUGUCCCCCUCCCCCGGCCAUCCCCCACGGGCAGCACAGCGGGGACAGCUCGGCGCGGUUCGUGCUGGGCUCGGUCGCAGCCUACACGUGCGAGCCGGGGCUGGAGCUGGUGGGAGCGGCCACCCUGCGCUGCACCGCGGGCGACAGCGGCGACAGCGGCACCUGGAGCGGGGCCCCUCCCUCCUGCCGAGUUAAAACCACAGCAGAGACAAACCAAACCAAACCCUCAGAAGAGAAUCCUUACUGGCUGGCAAGCAUUCUCAUUCCAAGCUGCAUUGUUCCCCCUGUAGCCAUUGGAAUUCUGGCUGGGAUCAUCACGAGACGGAAGGAGAGUGAAAAGCACUCUUAUAAUGUGAAUUUACCAAAGCACGAGAUGAAGGGAAGGGAUGCAGCGAUGCACCCGGGGGCUACAGAUGGGAAGAAGCAGCCCAAGCCCUGGAAUUCCUAUUUUUGCCACACAAGGAACUGCCACGUGUGUCCCAGCUGUGAGGAGCAGCUCCACGGUGACCUGGCCCCUCUCUCAGAGCCCACCCACCACGGCUGCGCCGCCUGCCAGGACUGGCUGAGCUCCCAGCCCCAAAAACCCCGCACCUACUCAGUGCCCAGCGUUGGUGACGGGGACAGCCAGAGCCCAGCAGGCUCCAGGUACAGCCCCAGCUCUCCUGCCGAAGCUGGGGAUGUGCAGAGGGGAAGUGGCACAGCAGGAGCUGCUCCAUGGUGGAAUGAGGCAGAGCAGCCCAUGGACCACCCAAGUGACCACAUCUGUCCCAUCUGUGAGAGCUGGCUCCGCGCCCACGCUGGCCAGGGUGACAGCAGUGCUGUGACACCGGGGGAGUGGCGGGACCAGGGCCUGCCCGGCCCCGUCUGCCCUCCCUGCACGGACCGGCAGCUCCUGUCCCUGGUCCACGGGGACACCGCCAGCAGCCCCGUGUGUCCCCUGGCCGGGGAGGGGACCCCGGCCCACCUGGUCCCUCUGCACAGCCCCGGCUGCCACGUCUGCCCCGUGUGCUCGGCGCCCACCCACGCCCACCUGUGCCAGCCCCAGCGCCUGGCACCCGAUGCUGCCCUGUGCCCAUCCCCACGUGUCCGGUAUGGGAAGGUGUCCCCCUAUCACUACUGGGGACACUACAGGACAUGGGACACUGUGACCUUCACCUGCAACCCGGGCUACACCCUGCGGGGCGCCCGCAGCAGCACCUGCGGAGCCGGCUCCAGGUGGAGCCCCCCCGUGCCAGAGUGCCAAAGGGAGGUGACCUGUCCUCGGCCACCAAACAUCCCCAACGGGCUGCACAGUGGCCGCUCCUCGGGCCGCUUUCCCCGGGGAGUGACCGUGUCCUACAGCUGCAAGGAGGGCUUUGGGCUGCUCGGGAAUGCCUCCGUCACCUGCACGGCCUCCGGGCUGUGGAGCCGGCCGCUGCCCCGCUGUGAAGCCAUCGGCUGUCAGGCCCCCGAGGUGCAGAACGGGAAGGUUUACAAGCUGCAGAGCACCUACAGAGCUGGGGACACCCUUCAGUUUGACUGUGACCCCGGUUAUGCGGCAGAGGAUUCCGAUGAAGCUCGGUGCCAGCCCGGGGGCACCUGGGACCCGCCGGAGCUCGUGUGCCACAGGGUCCGGCCGUGCCCGAUGCCUCCGGAGGUGCCCAAUGGAAGUCACAACGGGCAGGAGCAGGCGUUCUUCACGGCUGGGAUGUCUGUGAGGUACACCUGCCACCCUGGUUAUUACCUGGUUGGAAAUGCCUCUGUGUCCUGCAGAGCCUCGGGGAACUGGAGCCAGCCCCGCCCUCGCUGUGAAGAGGUGACCUGUCCUCGGCCACCAAACAUCCCCAACGGGCUGCACAGCGGCCGCUCCUCGGGCCACUUUCCCCAGGGAGUGACCGUGUCCUACAGCUGCAAGGAGGGCUUUGGGCUGCUCGGGAAUGCCUCCGUCACCUGCACGGCCUCCGGGCUGUGGAGCCGGCCCCUGCCCCGCUGUGAAGCCAUCGGCUGUCAGGCCCCCGAGGUGCAGAACGGGAAGGUUUACAAGCUGCAGAGCACCUACAGAGCUGGGGACACCCUUCAGUUUGACUGUGACCCCGGUUAUGCGGCAGAGGAUUCCGAUGAGGCUCGGUGCCAGCCCGGGGGCACCUGGGACCCGCCGGAGCUCGUGUGCCACAGGGUCCGGCCGUGCCCGAUGCCUCCGGAGGUGCCCAAUGGAAGUCACAACGGGCAGGACCAGGCGUUCUUCACGGCUGGGAUGUCUGUGAGGUACACCUGCCACCCUGGUUAUUACCUGGUUGGAAAUGCCGCUGUGUCCUGCAGAGCCUCGGGGAACUGGAGCCAGCCCCGCCCUCGCUGUGAAGUGACUGUCUGCAUCAAUCCAGUCGUGGCCAAUGGGAGGCAGUUUGGUGGCCAGGGGCUCCUCUCUGCGCCCGGGCAAACGGUGACAUUUGUGUGCCACGAUGGUUACAGGCUGCAGGGCAGUGCCAGCGUGUCCUGCCAGGAGGAUGGCAGCUGGCAGCCCCCUGCUCCUGUGUGUGACAGAGCUCUGCCUCACCACGGCUCCUUCAACAGCUCCUCAGGCAUCCCCUGUGCGCCGCCCCCCGACAUCCCCAACGCGCGGCACUCGGGCCGGCUGCUGAGCGAGUUCCACUACGGCACCUCGGUCACCUACACCUGCAGCCCGGGGCUGCCGCUGCACGGGGAGCCCUCCAUCCACUGCACCACCAGGGAUGGCAAGAACGGCGUGUGGAGCGAGCCGCUGCCCGCCUGUGGAGUGGCGAGUUGUCCUGUCCCACAGAUCCAGAACGGGAGGAUCGUGGCUCUCAGGUCUGCCUACGCACACAGGGACACCGUGACCUUCGAAUGUGACCCAGGCUAUGCCCUUCGUGGCCACAGAGAGGUCCAGUGCCAAACAAACAACACCUGGGGGCCGCCUGUGCCGGUCUGCGAGCAGGCUGGCUGCAGAGCCCCUGCCAGGCUGGGCUUUGCCGAGCUGAAGGAGCCCUACAGGAGCCAGGCGGUGUUUCCCGAGGGGAGCAGGGUGGAAUACGUGUGCCAGCCUGGCUACACCCAGCUCCUGGGGGUGUCCCCAGCCGUCACCUGCCUCAGGAACCAGACGUGGUCUGCAGCGCUGGAGUUCUGUAAAAGGUGUGUGCAGGGUGUGGGCAGUGUGACCUUGUCCCCUUGUCCCCCCGCAGGUAUCACCUGUGCUCCCCCUCCGGCCGUCCCGCAGGGGACACACAGCGGGGGCUCCAGGGACACCUUCUCCUUCGGGGACGUGGUCACCUACACCUGCGCCUCGGGGCUGGCCCUGGCUGGAGACGCGUCCCUGUCCUGCAGCUCCGAGGAUGGGGAGAAUGGCACAUGGAGCGGGGCAGUGCCACGGUGCCAAGAGGUGAGGUGCCCGGCGCCCCCGAGCAUCGCCAACGGGCAGCACAACGCCACUGGCGGGGCCGGGCACAGCCCGGGCUCGGCCGUGCUCUACUCCUGCUCCCAGGGCUACGCCCUGCUGGGGAACGCCUCCAUCCGCUGCUCCGCCAAGGGAACCUGGAGCCGGCCCCCGCCCCGCUGCCAAGCAAUCGGCUGCACCAGGCCAGAGAUCGAGAAUGGAAAAGCAACUGGGUUGGAGACCACCUACAGCCUGGAGGACACCGUUGUCUUCGAGUGCAACUUUGGUUAUGCCUUGAAGGGCUCUCAAGAGUCUCAGUGCCAGUUUGGGGGCAAGUGGCACCCUCCUGUCCCCACCUGUGAGAAGCUGCCGCUGUGUCCUUCCCCUCCAAUUAUCAGAAACGGCCAGCACGACAGCAAGGGUGUGACAGAGUUCCUGCCUGGCAUGGCAGUGAAGUACAACUGUGACCCGGGGUACACCCUCACCGGGAAAACCACGGUGUCCUGUUUGCCUUCGGGAGUCUGGAGCAUCCCUCACCCCCGGUGUGAAGUGAUCACCUGCAGCAGCCCCAGCAUCAAGGACGGAGAGGUGGCAGAGGGCCGGAGGGCUGAGUACCACCCUGGGGACAACGUCACCUUCCAGUGCCACCCAGGCUUCGAGCUGAGGGGCAGCCGUGGGGCCAAGUGCCAGCCCGACAGCCGCUGGGUGCCUGCUGUGCCCACCUGCCAGCCAGUGCUGCUGUGCCCUCCGCCCCCCGUCAUCGCCCACGCCACGCUCAGCGCCCAGCCGGGGACAAACUUCACCAGUGGCACCUCCGUGAGCUACAGCUGCCAGCCCGGCUUCUCCCUGCUCGGGGAGCCCGCGGUGCUGUGCACGGCCUGGGGCAACUGGAGCCUUCCCUACCCACGCUGUGCAGCGGGUUGUGGCACACCAACACCGUUGUUAUUUGCUGAGCUAAGUGAGGAAUAUGAAAAUCAGACUGAGUUCCCUGUUGGGAUGACUGUGAACUACACCUGUCGGCCUGGAUAUGUGGAACAGCCACAGCUAUCACCAACUAUCACAUGUCUUGAAAAUCUAACGUGGUCUGAAGCCCAGGAGUUUUGCAAAAUGCUGCAAUGCCCUUCACCUCCAAAUAUUGACAAAGGAAACCACAACAGCCAGGAGCUGGAGGUUUUUCCCACUGGGACGGUUGUGAACUACAGCUGUGACCCUGGCUACAGCCUCCUGGGAGAGGCGUCCAUCCACUGCACCGACUCUGGCAACUGGAGCCUCCCUCUCCCUCAGUGUGCAGGUGGCUGUGGUGCACCUCCAAACCUCACCUUUGCUGAGCUAACCAGGGAAUACAAAAACAAGCUGGAAUUUGCUGUUGGGGACACUGUGCGCUACAGCUGCCGGCCGGGACACUCGAGACGCCCCGGAGCGUCCCAAACUCUGACUUGCCUCCAAAACCACACGUGGUCUGAAGCCCUAGAGUUCUGUAAAAGGAAGCAAUGCAAACACCCAGAGCCCCUCAGGAAUGGCAGAGUUGUUGUUCUGACAGAUCUCCUUUUCGGGUCAACCGUGAGCCACGCGUGUGACGAAGGGUACACCCUGGUUGGUCAGUCCCACAGGAGAUGUGAGAUUUUGGGCCGAGAUGUUGCCUGGGCUGGGCUGCCUCCCAUCUGCCAGAGGGUGACGUGCCCAGCCCCACAGAUCCGGGAUGGGAGGGUGGCUGUCCCCAAGCCCCGCUACACCUACAGGGACACUGUCACCUUUAAGUGCCGCAGAGGCUUCACCCUGCGAGGCCACCCCACGUCGCAGUGCCGAGCUGACAGGAGGUGGGACCCACCCGUGCCCGUCUGUGAACGGGGUAAGGUUCUUGUGCUUGUCGGGAUUGCACAUUCCUCACGAUUUCUCCUGCCUGCUCACAGAAGCCAGAGUUGGUUUGAUUUUCCCUGUUUGCUCCAACUAUUUUAAGGAGAACCCAGAAUU